AUGGAGAAGCUGUCUCCAACAUUUUUACCUAUCAGAGGAUCCAAAGGGAAAGACAUCAACACCAUCAAGUCCCUGAGAGUCCUGCGUGUCCUGCGACCUCUCAAGACCAUCAAACGGCUGCCUAAGCUCAAGGCUGUGUUUGGCUGUGUGGUGAAUUCCUUGAAGGAUGUCUUGAACAUCCUGAUCGUCUACAUGCUCUUCAUGUUCAUAUUUGCCGUCAUUGCAGUGCAGCUCUUCAAAGGAAAGUUUUUUUGCAGCACUGAUGAAUCCAAGGAGCUGGAAAGGGACUGCAG
Nannospalax galili (Upper Galilee mountains blind mole rat) is the source of this 293-nucleotide messenger RNA. RefSeq names its product voltage-dependent N-type calcium channel subunit alpha-1B-like. The annotation marks the transcript as partial. Gene Ontology annotation, molecular function: high voltage-gated calcium channel activity. Gene Ontology annotation, biological process: chemical synaptic transmission; calcium ion import across plasma membrane. NCBI's taxonomy places the organism in Eukaryota, Metazoa, Chordata, Mammalia, Rodentia, Spalacidae. The record is from RefSeq and is a predicted model, not a curated record. Gene Ontology annotation, cellular component: membrane; voltage-gated calcium channel complex; neuronal cell body. The transcript is spliced from 3 exons.